Messenger RNA from Ilyonectria robusta, 2646 nucleotides. RefSeq lists its product as uncharacterized. The transcript has a single exon. Gene Ontology annotation, biological process: translational elongation. Lineage: Eukaryota; Fungi; Ascomycota; Sordariomycetes; Hypocreales; Nectriaceae. Gene Ontology annotation, molecular function: GTP binding; GTPase activity; translation elongation factor activity. The record is from RefSeq and is a predicted model, not a curated record. The coding region runs from base 1 to 2646 and encodes 881 amino acids.
AUGGCUUCAGUUUUCACCUAUGACCCUAACCCUCCAAGGGUCUCAUCCCCGUGGAUCCCCCCAAGUGACCUGCGUAAGCAAGACGCCGAGGGUGGCCGAGGCCCCCCAAUCCCUGGAACAACCCAAGUCCAGCCUGGCUUGCUCUCCGAGUAUGGCGUCACUAAAUUGGAGGCAGAGCCACAGAGUGGUCCAACCGAAUACAAGCUCCACCUACUUCUAAGACAACGGAGAGUGUUCAAGGAGAUGAGCACAGCAAAGCCAGGAUCGCCAGCUUCUCGGUCCCAGGGAGGUGGUUCUUCUAAGCCCCCGACUCCCAGCCUAGUCUCCUCCAACCAGCCACGCCAGGAAAGACUCCAGCAUCUGACUACCCAACUUCUAUGGAGAUUGCAACAGUCUUCCCCUUAUCAUGCUUCUAGUUCCAAGGAGCUGGCCCUUCCGAGGCUACCCGACGACGCCGUGGAUCUUACCGUCCCAGUCAAGCUCGGCAAGCUCGUUCCUGGUCUUGAGGAGUCGCGAGGUGCUUUGUAUGAGAUUGGUGUUUCCGAUGAUGGAACUCUCAUUGGUCUUACCAAAGACGAAAUGGACGAGAGUAUCGCUACACUCAGGGUCAUGGCUGCCAGCCUGGGUUGUUCUGUCGAAGUUCUGCGCAUGGUCAUCGUCGGAGACUGCGAGUGGGUUGAAUCGGCAGAAUUGAUCGACAACCCUGUUACAGCACCAGCUCAAGUCACUCGCAGCGGUAAGUUAUGGGUUGCAGAAGCCCUCGUCAUGCCCAAUCUCGGCUUUGGGGAUGACACUGAGGAAAGCUCCUCUCUGACGGCUCUCAAGCCAGGCCAGGCAUCCGUGGAGAGCGUUGCUGUUCCCAGCCGCGGGAGCUCUACAACGCCACAGUUGAGAGUCACUUUCACUGGCCCUACGACCUCCGGAAAAUCUAGCCUACUUGGUACGCUUUCAACGGGAACCCUGGACAACGGUCGUGGAAAGAGUCGUCUUAGCUUGUUGAAGCACCGACACGAAGUCGUCUCCGGAAUCACCAGCUCCAUAGCCCAGGAACUUAUCGGAUACAAGGAUCGGGCCAUCUUGAACUAUUCUCACGGAAACAUUGAAUCAUGGGUGGAUAUCCACAACUGCUCCGAGGACGGCCGCCUGGUCUUCGUUUCUGAUUCGGCAGGACAUCCUAGAUAUCGGCGUACAGUGCUCCGCGGUUUGAUGAAUUGGGAGCCUCACUGGAUCAUACUGUGCAUCGCUGCGGAUGAUGCGGAUUCGCCCUCCAGUGAUUAUGGCACAACAUCGUCAGCACAGGAUGUGCUCGGCGUCGCUGCAGCGGGGGUGGAUCUCGUCAAGGCUCAUCUGACGUUGUCACUUAAGAUGGAGGUUCCUAUGGCCAUUGUCAUCACAAAACUGGACCUAGCCUCCAAGAUAAGUCUUCAGAGAACCAUGAUCAAGGUUUUAACUGCCAUCAAGGACGUUGGGCGAGUGCCCAAGAUUCUCCAGCCCGACCAGAGACAGCAUGAGGAACUCAAGGAGGUGCCCAUGGAGGACCAUGUCAAAGUCCAGGAGCUCCUGAAAGGCAUCUCUCAAAGCGGCAAAUUGACUCAACUUGUUCCGAUUGUGCUAACAAGCGCCGUCAAGGGCAGUGGAGUUGGUCUGAUGCAUGCCCUCUUGGAAAACUUACCAUUGCCUCCUGCGCCCACAUCUCGCGAUUUCGUGGGCAUGGCCUUGAAUCCAGAACAACCAAAGUGUCUCUUUCACAUCGACGAUACGUUCAACUUGCCGGCUUCCUACAGCGCAUUGGCUGGAAACUCAAGAAAAAAUGCAGAUCAAGGUAUUGUGGUUUCUGGGCACCUCCGCUUUGGACGUUUCUCUGUUGGCGAUAAGAUCGUGAUUGGACCAUUCCCAUCCGAAGACGAUGAUCCGCGGGGCUCAACGCCAGAGGACCGGCCGUCUCCCGGCAGCUAUGGACUCUCAAUAUCCCAUCCGUCCUCCGCGGAGCUGGCCCGAAUAGCAAUGAAGAACGCAGUAUCUGCGUCGACGAUUGCGGGAGAGUGGCACGACGCGCAGAUUGUCAGCAUUCGCAACCUCCGGCUCCCUGUGCUAGCCCUUGAAGCCGGACAAGCUGGUUCAAUCGGCCUCGUACUUCAAUCUUGUUCAGUCGAUCAACAAAACGGCACCUCUGGAUUCGCACAGCCCUCGGAGGAUAUUCCCCGCAUACGUCGAGGCAUGAUCCUGGCUAUUCCCUCGAAACACAUGGCAGACACUGGGCUGAAGCUGCAGGCAGCCAGCGGAUUCACUGCAAUAUUCAAUGACCCCGACACUGAGACCCUUGCUAUUGGCUCUUUUGUUAACAUCUACAUUGCCAGUAUCAGGACUGUGGCUCGAAUCCGUCGUGUCUCUCGGCAAGAUCAGGGCUGGGAAGCUGGUGCGGUGGCGACUGACGAAAUCGAUGAUAUAUUCAAUCUCAAUGAUCCUGCAGUCGAGACUGUGACGGAAAUAGGACGAAAGAAAAGCGGAACUGAAGUUUCUUUAGAGUUGCUACAUCAUCGAGAGUGGAUUGAGUUGGGUUCACGGGUGAUACUGUUGGAAGGCGGAAGUCAGGAUAGAUCUGGCUUGGAAGGAUUUGUGGGCAAGGUGGUUGAGAUUGUUGAUUAA